AUGAAGCCGCCCGGCAGCAGCUCCCGGCGGCCGCCCCUGGCGGGCUACAGCCUUCCCCGAGCCUCCGGCGGCCCCCGCGGCGGCCCCGCCGGCCCGGCGCCUGCCCGCGCCCUGGCCCGCGCGCCGCCCUGCCGCCUGCUCCUCGUCCUUCUCCUGCUGCCUCCACUCGCCACCUCGUCCCGGCCCCGUGCCUGGGGGGCUGCUGCACCCAGCGCUCCGCAUUGGAAUGAAACUGCAGAAAAAAAUUUGGAAGUCCUGGCAGAUGAAGACAACACAUCGCAACAGAAUAGCAGCAAUGAUACCAGUUACAGGAAUGCAAUGCAGAAAGAAAUCACACUGCCUUCAAGACUCAUAUAUUACAUCAACCAAGACUCGGAAAGCCCUUAUCAUGUUCUUGACACAAAGACGAGACACCAGCAAAAACAUAACAAGGCUGUCCAUCUGGCCCAGGCAAGCUUCCAGAUUGAAGCCUUUGGCUCCAAAUUCAUUCUUGACCUCACACUGAACAAUGGUUUGCUGUCUUCUGAUUAUGUGGAGAUCCACUAUGAAAAUGGGAAACCACAGUACUCUAAGGGUGGGGAGCACUGUUACUAUCACGGAAGCAUCCGAGGUGUCAAGGACUCCAGAGCAGCUCUCUCAACCUGCAACGGACUUCAUGGUAUGUUUGAAGAUAAUACCUUUGUAUAUAUGAUAGAACCCCUGGAGCUGAUUCAUGAUGAAAAAAGCACAGGUCGACCACAUAUAAUCCAGAAAACCUUGGCAGGACAAUAUUCUAAGCAAAUGAAGAAUCUCAGUAUGGAAAGCAGUGACCAGUGGCCCUUUUUAUCUGAAUUGCAGUGGUUGAAAAGGAGAAGAAAGAGAGCAGUGAAUCCAUCUCGUGGUGUGUUUGAAGAAAUGAAAUAUUUGGAACUUAUGAUUGUUAAUGAUCACAAAACGUAUAAGAAGUAUCGCUCUUCUCACGCACACACCAAUAACUUUGCAAAGUCUGUGGUCAACCUUGUGGAUUCUAUUUACAAGGAGCAGCUUAACACCAGGGUUGUCCUGGUGGCUGUAGAGACCUGGACUGAGAAGGAUCAUAUUGAGAUCACCACCAACCCUGUGCAGAUGCUCCAUGAGUUCUCCAAAUACCGGCAGCGCAUUAAACAGCAUGCUGAUGCUGUGCACCUUAUCUCGCGUGUGACAUUCCACUAUAAGAGAAGCAGUCUGAGUUACUUUGGAGGUGUCUGUUCUCGCACAAGGGGUGUUGGCGUGAAUGAGUAUGGUCUUCCAAUGGCAGUGGCACAAGUAUUAUCGCAGAGCCUGGCUCAAAACCUUGGAAUCCAAUGGGAACCUUCUAGCAGAAAGCCAAAAUGUGACUGCACAGAGUCUUGGGGUGGCUGCAUCAUGGAAGAAACAGGGGUGUCCCACUCCCGGAAGUUCUCAAAGUGCAGCAUUUUGGAAUAUAGAGACUUUUUACAGAGAGGGGGAGGAGCCUGUCUUUUCAACAGGCCGACAAAGGUUACUAUUGAGCCCACAGAAUGUGGAAAUGGAUAUGUGGAGGCUGGAGAAGAAUGUGACUGUGGUUUACAUGUGGAAUGCUAUGUUUGCUGUAAGAAAUGCUCUCUCUCCAAUGGGGCUCAUUGCAGCGACGGGCCCUGCUGUAACAAUACCUCAUGUCUUUUUCAGCCACGGUAUGAAUGUCGGGAUGCUGUGAAUGGGUGUGAUAUUACUGAUAUUGGUACUGGAGACUCCGGCCAGUGCCCACCAAAUCUUCAUAAGCAAGACGGAUAUGCAUGCAAUCAGAAUCAGGGCCGCUGCUACAACGGGGAGUGCAAGACCCGAGACAACCAGUGUCAGCACAUCUGGGGGACGAAGGCUUCAGGGUCUGACAAGUUCUGUUACGAAAAGCUGAACACAGAAGGCACAGAGAAGGGAAACUGUGGGAAGGAUGGAGACCGAUGGAUCCAGUGCAGCAAACAUGAUGUGUUCUGUGGAUUUUUACUCUGUACCAAUCUUACUCGAGCUCCACGCAUUGGUCAACUUCAGGGUGAGAUCAUCCCAACUUCCUUCUACCAUCAAGGCCGAGUGAUUGACUGCAGUGGUGCUCAUGUGAUUUUAGAUGAUGAUACAGAUGUGGGCUAUGUAGAAGAUGGAACGCCAUGUGGUCCAUCCAUGAUGUGUUUAGAUCGGAAGUGCCUACUGAUUCAGGCCCUAAAUAUGAGUAGCUGCCCACUUGAUUCCAAGGGUAAAGUCUGUUCAGGCCAUGGGGUGUGUAGUAAUGAAGCCACCUGCAUCUGCGAUUUCACCUGGGCAGGGACAGACUGCAGUAUCCGGGAUCCAGUUAGGAACCUUCACCCCCCCAAGGAUGAAGGACCUAAGGGUCCUAGUGCCACCAAUCUCAUAAUAGGCUCCAUCGCUGGUGCCAUCCUGGUAGCAGCUAUUGUCCUUGGGGGCACAGGAUGGGGAUUUAAAAAUGUCAAGAAGAGGAGGUUCGAUCCCACUCAGCAAGGCCCCAUCUGACUCUGCAGCACCGGGUGAGCGGUGCCUCGCACUGUUGGGUUCUGGGCGUGACAAACUCACAGCACCCUUUCCG
Molecule: messenger RNA, 2572 nt
Organism: Lynx canadensis (Canada lynx)
Lineage: Eukaryota; Metazoa; Chordata; Mammalia; Carnivora; Felidae
Gene: ADAM23
Product: ADAM metallopeptidase domain 23
Biological process (GO): proteolysis
Cellular component (GO): presynaptic membrane
Molecular function (GO): metalloendopeptidase activity
Source: RefSeq, a predicted model, not a curated record